CUCAAAAUGCAGCUUCCUGCAGUGUCACCGCAUUCCCUGAUGGCCAGCUCCAAAAAUUUCCGUGAAUCUUCACCUUUUCUGCUUGUACGAUGCAUUGGCAAAGACGACGUCAGAGGCCUUUAGGAAAAGUACACCUCUGAUGAAAUGGAGGAUGUGAAGGCUUGAGAAAGCGUCUUUCCAUUGAUCACAUUUAUCCUUCUCCUCAUAUCCCUUCCCCCUACCUACUCCCCACUCCCCCCGCCAAAAGUCAGUUACCACUUGGGGCACAGUAUAGUGCCCAUAUUGUGCGGUGCGGGUAGACCAUGAUGCAUCUGUCAUGCCAUGAGGGAAGGAACAAUUUGAUCACUCAUUUACAUGUAACUUGCUGCGCAGUAUCGAAUAACAGGAUGGUUUACCUCGCCGCCGCUUCCCACGGUUUUGUUAUCACUGACCGUGUUUUCAUCCCUAAUAAAUGGUUCCGGAGCUAACUUCCUCCUAGUCACGUGAGGGGAGCGGGGAUCUCUCACUCUCACAGGGCUUGUUUCUUUCUUCUUACAUGGCAGAGACAGGCAGGCCAGGUGAGCUAGGUAGGAAGGGGAAACACAGCAAGUAGAUGAGUGCAGGGUCCAAACAAGCUCUCAAUCUCCCAGACUGCAAACUCCGGCACCAACUAUAUCUCCAAAUCACAACUACUGUAACCCCCAAUGAAACCCCACCAGUCCGUCGUAGCUGCCCAACGGUUGCUAAAAACUGUCAAGGGUUACGAAGAUGAGGUCAUUGGAGUCGUGACGAGCUGUGAGUAGAGAUUGCGAAAACGCCGUACUGUACCUGUACGAGUAGCUAAGUUUCAUUCCGGUUUAAGUAGCCCCCCUUCCCCCCUACUCUACCGGGCUGAUAUUUUGUAGCAGGACUUUGGGGUUUAUUUAGAGCGCCUUUUCGGAAAAAGUAGAGUAUAUGCACUGUUGAACUCAAUCAAUUCAAAUAGUUCAAUACACAUUCUGAAAACACGGCAAAACACAAAGCACAAUGCCUCGAGGACCAGAGACUCCGAUACCUAUCCGGGCAGGAAUCCUCGCCCUGCACCUCUUCACCGACAUGAAUUGGGUUGAUAUUUCCACAAAAUUUCUGGUUCAUCCAGACACCGCGAAAAAGAUUUGCCAGAGAGCAAAGGUGAGUGAAUUGCAACCAAAAUCCUACGAAUCACACCUAUCCUAGAUCGCGCUAUUCGAUUUAUCACUACUCGAGUAUCCGUUCCGUCUUCCCUGUUGCCCGCUACCCUUCCCCUCCUUCCUCCUACCUCCACUCGCUUUUUAAUUCCGUCCAAUCGGAACGGUUUAAAUACCAGCAAAUUUCUUUUUCCAUUUUUUUUCCUCUACUAAAAUAGCAACCAUCACAGGAACGGGCUACAGACGACUCGGUAAACGCAUUGUUUGCUGCCCUCGGCGAUGCAGAGCGUACAGGUCGACCAAGAAAGCACAGUGAGGGAAUGCCGUCCCCGACCCCAGUUCAGAUGCAUUCUAUACAAGAUGUUCCCAACGGUAUUCUCCACAAUGAGCAACACAAACUCAGCGUUUAACAGCGACGAGUCCCUACCAACUCCUUCGUUGUGAUUGUCCAUGUGAAUCCCGCAAAAAGUACCGGUCUUAGGGAUUCUGGAUGGGUUAAGAGCAGGGUGGGUUCAUUAGGGUUUAGGGUUUUCGUUUGUCACAUUUUGAGUUCUUGUUUCCUCGGUUCUCAUGAGCCUUUUUCUUCAUCUUUCGAAGCUGGGAGUCGAGGGAAGGAAUUGGGGCCUCGUCUCCAUCUCGAUAGGAGGUCGUACUGGGAUCAUAAGGUUUCUUUUCUCUUGCUCUCACAACUCCGCCGCAUACAAUUGGGAGUAAUUCCCCGAUAAAUUCUACGUCUUUUGGUCUUUCUCUUACAUCCUUCAUCAUACCUAAACAUUGUUUUUUAGAUAUUGUGUUGAUGCCCUCCCGAUUCUUGGGUCAAGAAUUGAUUGCUCGCUGGCUUGGUGCAAGUUUUUUAUGAAUGGACAAAAGCGAACAAGACCAACCAAUCGCGGACGGAUUUUUACACCAUUGAACAGAAGCUCAGUCUAACACCUUUGCGGGAAUACAAACCCUGCUCUCUACGACAGGACCAUUUAGGGUUCGUACUUUCCAACUAUAAACAACUUGGGCAACGUUCCUGUAGACCUGACAGACUAUCAUACCCACAGCAUCUAUUAAGUUAUACUAGUGCUAUGCCUUUGAGCAGCUGUGAUGAAGGGGUUUGAGCUAGGAUAGCGUGAAAAUCCGGGACACCCAGCACUUUCUAUGGGAGCAGGGGUUAGAGAUUUUUAUAUUUCCAUCCGACCAGAAAACACCCAUAAUCUAGGACAGCACAACAUAACGAUGCUAGCUUAAACCAGUGGAUAAGCAAUUGGGAAGCAUUGCUUUCGUCCAAUCACUACUUGAUGGGGCAUUCCUGGUUAUUUGUUUGUAGACGAGUGAGACGCAAGCCAGGUUGACAGUGUCAAAUUCCAUACUAAAUUUCUUGUAUUCUACUAUGACGGGUGGGCCAAUGCCAAAUCCCAUACUCGAGUAGCUAGCUAUUCACGGGAAUAAUGAUAUGGUUUUGACAUUGGACUUGGACCCUUGCACCAGGGUUCCUUUUGCACUACUCGUACGGUUACUAUGAUACUUAACUUUGUCCAAUCUACGCGCCCGAGGUUUGGUCUGAAUCAUGAACUGCCAGGAUCGUUUGCUUUUUUGGCUUGGCGCGUCUUGUGCUUUGGCACUGUUGCACUUUGUGUGAUGAUAUCGCCGAUAAGAUAUUUUUCCACACAACAACGCCUUUCCCUCCCCAGCUCCCAGGAAGGAAUCCCAGACACUACCGAACCGACCAUCAGUCAACAACCCCCCGUUCCGCGCAGUGCAGUACUGUACCCGCACACAGCGUAUUCUAUACCCUCUAUAAUAUUUUACCCUACGAUACACCUCCUUUGCUUCGGGACACCGAUUGAGAGUGUUAAAAUGUCCAAGGAUUCUAAAAGAACUUAUGUGCACCUUUCAAGUGGACGGACGGCGGAUUUGUUUGAGGAGUUUUGCCGCGAUAAACUUCCGAAUGAUGAUAUAUAUGUCCCACCACACCAUCAGCCCAUCAAUCCUGAAGACGAGGAUGAUGUAAUCCCCGAUCAGCAUGCCGCCUUUGGUAUCGCACAGGCCCAGCAGAAAAAGCACGAACCGGCCUGGAAGGAUCUUGGGUUAAACGAACUUAUGGCGAAGGGCCCGAAGCCACACUCAAUGACGGGCCCAUUGGGGAGGCCGCUCCCCCGGUAAAUUGGGGGAUCUAGCCGAGGGUCGGUAACUCCAAUAGCAAGUAUUUACAAGAGGGGGGCGAUGUAUGUCGGGCAGGGGGAUACACAAGAUGGUGGGGGAUGGGAAGGGAAGCGGAGGAUGUCUUAGAGUUGUCUCAUGCUUGUAACUUUAACUUGGCUCACACCACCAUCCCCGGCUUUGGUUUUCCCUAUCUAU
This is a messenger RNA of Tuber melanosporum (Perigord truffle), 3491 nucleotides long. RefSeq lists its product as uncharacterized. The record is from RefSeq and is a predicted model, not a curated record. The transcript is spliced from 9 exons. The coding region runs from base 2652 to 3296 and encodes 214 amino acids. Gene Ontology annotation, biological process: positive regulation of mitotic metaphase/anaphase transition. Gene Ontology annotation, cellular component: anaphase-promoting complex. Lineage: Eukaryota; Fungi; Ascomycota; Pezizomycetes; Pezizales; Tuberaceae.